This is a messenger RNA of Oncorhynchus masou masou (cherry salmon), 899 nucleotides long. Its product is annotated as CD209 antigen-like protein E. Gene Ontology annotation, biological process: biological process involved in interspecies interaction between organisms. Gene Ontology annotation, molecular function: D-mannose binding; fucose binding. NCBI's taxonomy places the organism in Eukaryota, Metazoa, Chordata, Actinopteri, Salmoniformes, Salmonidae. Gene Ontology annotation, cellular component: external side of plasma membrane. The coding region runs from base 1 to 819 and encodes 272 amino acids. The transcript has 6 exons. The record is from RefSeq and is a predicted model, not a curated record.
AUGUCAGAGGGAGUCUAUCAAAACUCAGAUGGUUUUGAAGACGAUGAGCCUGAUGUAAUGAAGAACACAGACAUUGAUGGCCAAUUAUAUGCCAACGUAAGAGCCUUCAAGUCCAGUACAAGAGAUGGAGUUGUUGCUUCAGUACAUGUUCAGUGGUGGAAGAGACCCUCUGGAGUUGCUGCAGUGUGUCUGGGGCUGCUGUGUGUUCUCCUACUGGCUGGGAUCAUAGGCCUGUCUGUCUACUAUGGAGUCAUUGAUCAUCACGACUCAACAGAGAUAGACCAGCUACAGGACAGCAACAGCCUUCUGACUAAAGAGAGAGACCAGCUACAGACCCGUUACAACAACCUGACUAAAGAGAGAGACCAGCUACAGACUGAGAAAGUUUUUCUUAGCGAGAGGCUUUCCAAUCUCAGACAAACCUGUCCUGAAUGCUGGCAGAAGUUUGAAUCCAGUUGGUACUUCCUGUCUACUGAGACUAAAACCUGGAAGGGGAGCAGAGAGGACUGUCUGGAGAGAGGAGCAGACCUGGUGAUCAUAAACAGUGAUAAGGAACAGGAGUUUCUCUUCAACCUCAACAAGGGAGUCUGGAUUGGUCUGACUGACUCUGUUACUGAGGGGACCUGGAAAUGGGUGGACAGCACCCCACUGACCAACCCAAGGUACUGGUCUUCACAUCAGCCUGAUAAUGGUGGUGGCAAAACAGAAUAUGGUGAGGAGGACUGUGUUCAGAUACAUAAAGAACAGAGUUCUCGAAAGUCAUGGAAUGACAUAUCAUGUCGCAGCAGACUCACCUGGGUUUGUGAGAAAAUGCUUUAACAUCACCAUGACAACCUACUGUAACACAUACAGUAGCCUACAGUACACUCAACUUUCUCCUUCAUUCUCUCUCUCACACA